Geosmithia morbida is the source of this 489-nucleotide messenger RNA. RefSeq names its product V-type H+-transporting ATPase 16kDa proteolipid subunit. The record is from RefSeq and is a predicted model, not a curated record. Bases 1 to 489 code for a protein of 162 amino acids. Gene Ontology annotation, molecular function: proton-transporting ATPase activity, rotational mechanism. NCBI's taxonomy places the organism in Eukaryota, Fungi, Ascomycota, Sordariomycetes, Hypocreales, Bionectriaceae. The transcript is spliced from 5 exons. Gene Ontology annotation, biological process: proton transmembrane transport. Gene Ontology annotation, cellular component: proton-transporting V-type ATPase, V0 domain.
AUGGUCUCCGAAUACUGCCCCGUCUACUCGCCCUUCUUCGGUGCUAUGGGCUGCACCUGCGCCAUUGUCUUCACCUGCUUUGGUGCCGCGUACGGUACUGCCAAGUCUGGUGUUGGUAUCUCUGCUAUGGGUGUCCUCCGCCCUGACCUGAUCGUCAAGAACAUUGUUCCCGUCAUUAUGGCUGGUAUCAUUGGUAUCUACGGUCUUGUCGUCUCGGUCCUUAUCUCCGACGGCCUGAAGCAGGACCUGCCCCUCUACACCGGAUUCAUCCAAUUCGGUGCUGGUCUGUCGGUCGGUCUCGCCGGUCUCGCUGCCGGUUUCGCCAUUGGCAUCGUUGGUGAUGCAGGUGUCCGUGGUACCGCUCAACAGCCUCGUCUCUUCGUUGGCAUGAUCCUUAUUCUCAUUUUUGCCGAAGUCCUGGGUCUCUACGGUCUGAUUGUCGCUCUGCUCAUGAACUCCAAGGCGACUCUCAACGCCAGCUGCGACUAG